Molecule: messenger RNA, 2919 nt
Organism: Plasmodium malariae
Lineage: Eukaryota; Apicomplexa; Aconoidasida; Haemosporida; Plasmodiidae
Gene: MCM2
Product: DNA replication licensing factor MCM2, putative
Exons: 2
Coding region: 1-2919 (972 amino acids)
Biological process (GO): double-strand break repair via break-induced replication; mitotic DNA replication initiation
Cellular component (GO): nucleus; MCM complex
Molecular function (GO): ATP binding; ATP hydrolysis activity; 3'-5' DNA helicase activity
Source: RefSeq, a predicted model, not a curated record
AUGGAGGACAAAAAAAAAGUGGAGGAAGAUUUAGAAUCGAACAAGUACGAUAUUGAUGAGGAGGAUCUGCUUGAUGAUGAAGGAAGACUGAAUGAAGAAGAGAGACAAGCCGAACUGGAAGGAGAAAGUUUAUUUGAAGAGGAUGAAGGGUUUAUUUUUGGCGCUGAUGAUGAGAAAAAGGAAAUGCAAAGGCUUAGAAAUUUAGGUCUGGAUAAUGAUGAAUAUGAUGACGAUUUUAUUGAUGACGAGUUAGAUUAUGAAGACAAUUUAAAGGCAAGAAGAGCAGCAGAAAGGCAUAUACAAAUGCAAAGAAAGCAAGAAGGAAGAUAUGAAAAAAAUAAAUUUUACAAAAUUUUAGAAGACCAAUUAGAAGGAGAUGAUGAUGAGGAAGAUAUCUUUGAUAAGGUAGCAGAAAAGGUUGCAAAAAGAAGAGAAAAUAUUCACCUAUCUGCAGAAGAAACAGAUAUUCCUGAUUUGUCCAACUUAGAGAGUGCAAAAAUAUGUUUAUCUGUUAAUCCUAAAGAUGUAAUAUUUGAUGAGAGAUAUCAACAAGCAGCAGAUACUUGUUUUCGUUAUUUUUUACACAAAUUUUCUUUAAAAGAUUCGAUGGUUUUAAAUGUGGACAAUUCUCCACAUUUAGGGGAUAAUGAAGAUGAAAAUAUGAAUAGUUCUCAUCAAUAUUAUAUUGAUAAAAUUGAAAAGAUGAUAUUAAAUGAUAAACAUACUUUAAUAGUAUCAGCGAAACAUUUAAUUCAAUUUCACUGUGAAAAUUUAGUUCAGUGGAUAGAGUUUAAGCCUGAACAAAUAUUAGAAGUAUUGCAUGAAUGUUUAAUGGUAGAGGCAUAUAGAAUAUCUCCAAAAUUAUAUAAAGGAAGAAUCUGUAAAGUAGUUUUAAAAGAUUGGCCAUAUUCAACACAGUUGAGAAAUCUAAGAUGUACAGAAUUGAAUACAUUAAUUAAAGUAACGGGGGUUUGUAUUAAAAGAGGUUAUGUGUUACCAAAAUUGAGAGUAAUGUAUUUAAAAUGCAAUUCUUGUGAUACUACAUUAUCAGAAGUACCUAUAUAUUUUUCCGAUGGGAAGAAACCAAUAUUACCUAGAAGAUGCCCUCAUUGCCAAUCGGCAACCUUCUCUGUUGAUAGAGUAAAAACUGCCUAUACAGAUUUUCAAAAAAUUACAUUACAGGAGUCACCUAGUUCUGUUCCAGCAGGUAGAGCACCAAGACAAAGAGAAGUAAUAGUAACUGGCGAUCUAGUUGAUAAGGUAAAACCAGGAGAAGAAGUCGAAGUUUUAGGUAUAUAUAAAACGAAAUAUGAUAUAGGACUGAAUAUAAAAUAUGGUUUUCCAAUAUUACAAACCGAAAUUGAAGCUAAUAAUAUAGAAAGAAAAGAAGAUAUUCAAUUAAGUGAAUUAACAGAAGAUGAUAUUAAAGAUAUUUUAAAAUUAUCAAAAGAUCCGAAUAUAAGGGAACGAAUUAUUACAUCUAUUGCACCUGCCAUAUGGGGGCAUAAAGAUAUUAAAACUUCUAUAGCUUAUGCAUUAUUUGGUGGAGUACAAAAAGGAGGAGAAAAAAAUAGUUCAAAAAAUAAUGAAGCAAAUAAUUUUGGUAUGCAAAAUAGAGAUAUUUUAAACACUUUUAAAGGAGGACAUACUAUUAGAGGUGAUAUCAAUGUACUAUUGCUAGGGGAUCCAGGUUUAGGUAAAUCUCAAGUAUUACAGUAUGUUCAUAAAACGAACCUUAGAACUGUUUAUACUACUGGUAAAGGUGCUUCAGCUGUUGGUUUAACUGCUGGUGUAAGAAAAGAUCAUACUACAAAUGAAUGGACAUUAGAAGGUGGUGCAUUAGUACUAGCAGAUGAAGGUAUUUGCAUCAUUGAUGAAUUUGAUAAAAUGACAGAUAAGGAUAGAGUUAGUAUACAUGAAGCAAUGGAACAACAAUCGAUUUCUAUAUCUAAAGCAGGUAUUGUUACAACUUUAAGAGCAAGAUGUGCAGUUAUUGCUGCUGCAAAUCCUAUUUAUGGUAGAUAUGAUCCUACAUUAACUUUUAAGGAAAAUGUCGAUCUAUCGGAUCCCAUAUUAAGUAGAUUUGAUCUAAUUACUGUUUUGAGAGAUAUACCAAAUGUAGAUGAAGAUUUUUACCUUGCUGAAUAUGUUGUAACUAAUCAUCAGUUAAGUCACCCUAAAUUAGAAAAUACUCAAAAUUAUCAAAAAAGAAUUGAAAAUUUGAAGAAUGUUAUUGUUUCUUCUUCAGCAUAUGAACCAAUACCACAAGACUUAUUACAAAAAUAUAUUAUCUAUGCCAGGACGAACUGUAAACCAAGUUUAUCAGAUGUCCCAUAUGCAGAAAUUAGUGCGAAGCUCUCUAAUUUUUAUAGUAGAGUAAGGCAAAAAGCUAGUGCAUCUGGUGGCUAUCCAUUAACCUUAAGACAUAUUGAAAGCAUUAUAAGAAUUGCUGAAGCUAAUGCAAAAAUGCGAUUGUCUCAACAAAUUGUUUCAAAAGAUGUAGAUUAUGCUAUAGCUACUUUAUUGGAAUCGUAUGUUUCUUGUCAAAGAUUUGCUGUAGCCAAACAAUUAAGUAAAGAAUUUGCUAGAUACAGAGCUUUAUUUAGAGGUGGUCAUGAAGUUUUAUGUGAAUUAGUUAGAAGAACUAUUCAACAAAUAAUACAGAGAGAAAAUUUAAAAAAUGCUUCUGCAAAAGAUUUUCAUAAUGAUGCUGAAUCAGGAACGGAAAAUGAAACCGAGUUUUUAAAUCCUAAUAAUGUUUUCUUACCCCUACACAUUUUCAUGAAAACAGCUAUGCAAAAUAAAUUUUCUGAAUAUCAAAUUGUCAACUGGAUGAAGUCUAAAGUUUUUAAUGAACAUUAUUCGGUUGUCAAGAGAGACGGGGUGGAAGGAAUAAUAAGUAAAAAAUUUAAAAUUUAG